This is a messenger RNA of Salmo salar (Atlantic salmon), 5185 nucleotides long. The record is from RefSeq and is a predicted model, not a curated record. NCBI's taxonomy places the organism in Eukaryota, Metazoa, Chordata, Actinopteri, Salmoniformes, Salmonidae.
GGCUAUCCAACACUGGAACUCUUCCAAGUCAAGGUAUCUUUUAGUUUUAUUAAUUUAUUGCCACUGGGGCCUGUGGUUGUAACUGCUAAACUGCUUGCUGACUGUACACUGUACUGCAUGACUAGCGGGUUUACUAACGAGUUAGUUCUAUUCACUAUGUUGACUAGCAUUAGCUAAUAUGGUGACAAUGUAGGGUGUGUGUAGCGGUUAGCGGUCAUGCUAAGGAGGUUUGGCUUGGAAAGUUUUUGCGGCUGGUCACAGAAAGCUGAUGUGUUGUGCACUGAAGUCCACAGGCGAAGGGAAAAGGUGAGAGGAGGAGAGCGCAUAGAUAGAUGCGAGCAAAGUGAUCAUGCUCUUUGUAUGUGGCUGCUAUGAAAGUGAACUCUGCGUCUGUUCAUGGGUGUAUUCAUUUCGCAGAUGCAGAUUCUGUUGAAAAACAUUUCUUGUACGGAAGCAAACAGUAAAAAACAUGCCUGUAUUUGUCCAAUAGAAAAUCUUGUUUGCAACUGUUGAACUAUUGAUUACACCCUAGAUCAGCUAGAUGCAGGAAAAAGUGUGCAAGGCGGUUUUGAAUGUGUCACUAUCUGUCACCUUGAUUACUCAAAAUUCUCUCAACCUGUGUCCCUACAUUGUAAACUUUCAUUCAUAGGCUAGAUUGUAGCAGCCUCAUGAUGGGUACAGGGAAAAUGUUAGUAUCAUGUAGUAGCCUACACCUAUCGAUGUUUCAUUGAGAUGGGUGAAUGGAAUAUGAAUGACAGUCAUCCAAUAUGCUGUUAUAGAAAUAAAAUAAAAAUGAUCAUCCUUCCUCAUCUUAAACGGCACCGAUCGCCACUGUCGUCUCCUGUGUACAUACCUAAUAUUGAGUACAUACCUGCAUCUCCUGAAUACAAACCAAGUAAUCUAACGUAUAGGUCUUCAUGUGCUGAUGAGAACUUUGAUGAUCUCGAAAUGGAGUCAGUCGGCAGUUGUGAGGGCCAGUCCAGGAUGUGGUGGACCUUCCUGAGGCGACAGGUGUGGUAGAGACGUCCAACGUUUGCCCUGAGACUCCUACCGGAGAUCAUUUUGGAAAGAGUGGAUUCCUGCUUUUUGGCCGACCCAUACAUUGUGUCAAGCUGGGUAAAGGACACAAAAGGGUAAUCAAUGGGGGUUAAUCAAUGGGGUUGAGUGUAGAAGUGGAUGAAAUGAAAAGGAAUAUUCCUAGUGUUUGUGACACCUGACAUUUGGUGAGACAGAGACCCGGUGGCAAUGGCGAGACUGAGAAAAGCAUGUCUGUCUUGUUGAGCUUUGACAGAGUUGCUACCUGAUAAGGUCAGGUUAGAUUAUAUUUGGUAUUCUGUGAGGGCCUAUGUUCUGAAUCCGCUCCACUACGGUGCUUUAGGUGCCAAGGAUUCAGACAUGUUGCAGCAGUGUGUAGAAGUGGGAUCCCACGAUGUGAGGAAAGUGCAGGAGGGCAUAGUCAGAGGGAGUGUACAUUUGGGAUACAGAAAGCACCGUGUGUCAACUGGGGUUUUCAGCUGGGGACCCAAAGUGCCUUGUGAGAGAGACAGGCUGAGAUUGCCAGAGUUUGUGUGGGGCAGAACGUUUCCUCUACGCUGAAGCAGUGAAGAGGGUAUCCCAAGGGUGAGAGAGUCGACUGGGAGCCUCCCAGUGAGUAGGCCUGAAGAGAGGAUGAGUUUUAGUAUGGUUGGACUUCUGAUCAACGUCACCGAUGGAGCGGAAAGUACAUGUGGCAGUUGCAGCAGCAGAGAAACAAGGAAAGGGUUCAACCUCAGAGAGGUGCAGGGGUCUGCCUUAAUCGACAUCCACGUCUUCGGCGCCCGGGGAACAGUGGGUGAACUGCCUUGCUCAGGGGCAGAACGACAGAUUGUUAACAUGUCAGCUUGGGGAUUUGAUCCAGCAACCUUUCGGUUACUGGCCCAGCACUCUAACCAUUAAGCUACCUGCGCCCCACGAAAAAAAUAAAACAGGUAAAACAUUGUGAGAGAUUUUUGUGCAGAAGAUCUACAGGAAGUUUUGAGGGAAGGGGUUCCAUCCUCCCAGGCAGAUGGCCUGUUGUAGGAUCGUUUAGGGCCAAAGUAGUGGGAUGGGGUGGUUGUUUUUUGGGGGAUAGUGUAUAGGUGUACAGAUACAUCUUUGGUGGUAGUGGGGGAACAGGAAGUUUCGGGCAGGCGCCUUAACAGUGUUGUCAAGACGAUAACUUUUGUGUCGGUUUCAAAUGUAUUACUACUGGUAUGUAAUAGCAUGUUUAAACGUUCUAAUAUCGAAAGAACAUGUCAUAACAUGCUAGGUAACAAAUAACUUAAAGUUUUAUCACGUUUGGUAAAGGUUUUAUGUGUUAUUUCUGUGUCAAGCAGAGUGAGUGAAGAACGUGAUCAAAUCUAUUUUUCAAGUCACAUAAACUAGAGACUGGGUUUGUCUGAGUGACUGUACAUCAUUUCGUAAAGGUAAUUUAAUAAAAAAUAAAAGUAUUUGAGAUUUCUGAGUUCGUUUGACAUAUUAGUUUUGUGUAAAAUUCACAAGCUGGUAAAAUGGUGGCGCCCACUCGAUCUGCUUCAACGGACUUCGGUGCAGGCAGUGCUCGUGCACCAGAGAGAGACAAAUUCACAGCUACACUACUGGUUUGAAGAUGAAUGUAAUGUUUAUCCGUUUUUCACGUGUAGCAAUAUUUAGACACAUUCAGUUAUUUCUAUCUAUAAUUGUUACUAUGGUGUGAACGGGAAAUACAAUAGUUUUUUUUGUGAUUGAAAUAAUACAGUGAAGACAAGGUUAUUGCAGAAAAUAGUUCAUUGUGCUGCUUAAAACAACAACUGCAACCUAAAUGGUUUUGGGUUUUUAAUGCUUUUUUUAAUGUUUAUGUAAAUGUUUAUGUAAAUGCAGGAAAUCUACUCUAGGUUAAGUGUAUUUACGUUGUGAUUUAGUGUGUAAUUUGUGUCUAAUGUUAAUUAAUUAAUGUUUUGUUGUCAAUGCUUAGCUACCUGAUCUAUUUAAAUUAGAUAAUUUAACAAGAAAAAAUAGAAUGUAAUUUUAGAGAAUAAAGAAAGUGCCAGAACUUUCAAGACAAUCAUUUUUUGUGUCCGUUUCUCUUUAUUACUUCAGGCCGACUCAGGUCAAGUCUGAGGCCUGUAACAUCAACAGUGAGGACAAACCCAGCCUGCCUCUCUUCUUCCACACUGAGUCCAAACCUACAGUCACUCGGUCCUGAUUGUGACAGUGGAGCCCAGUUUGCACUGCAGGAUCCAGAGAUGGCAUCAGUGAAGCUGGAAGACUGCAGUCAAACACUGGAGCUGAAUGUCAUCAUUAAAGAUGAAGAUGAGGAGAAGAUUGGGAAAUCUGUUUCACAUGGAGACCAUGUUGAGACAUUCUCUACAUCCAGAGAGCAACAGCAGGAAGAUCACAGAGCGAAGAGGUCUCACCACUGCCCACAUUGUGAGGAGAUUUUCCCAAUUCUAUCAAAGCUAAAAAUACACUUAAAAAUGCACACAGAAGAAAAUCUGUAUUCCUGCACUGACUGUGGGAAGAGUUUCACAACAUCAAGGGCUCUGACAGUUCAUCAGAGAGUACACACAGGAGAUAAGCCUUACUACUGCUCUGACUGUGGGGAGAGUUUCUCUCAACAGAGCAACUUAAAAAAACACCAACGUAUACAUACAGGAGAGAAGCCUUACUCUUGCUCGGCCUGUGGGAGGAGUUUCUCUCAGCAGAGCAACUUCAAAAAACACCAACGUAUACACACAGGAGAGAAGCCUUACUCCUGCUCUGACUGUGGAAAAGGCUUCACAACAUCAACUGAGCUAACAGUUCAUCAGAGAACCCACACAUGUGAGAAGCCUUACUUUUGCUCUGACUGUGGAAAGAGUUUCUCCCGAUUGGAUACCUUAAAAGUACAUGAACGUGUACAUACAGGAGAGAAGCCAUACUCCUGCUCUGACUGUGGAAAAUGCUUCACAACCUCAUCUGAGCUAACAGUUCAUCAGAGAACACACACAGGAGAGAAGCCUUACUUCUGCUCUGACUGUGGAAAAAGUUUCUCCCAAUUGGAGAAGUUAAAAUGUCACCAGCGAAUACAUACAGACCAAAAGUCUUACUUCUGCUCUGACUGUGGGAAGAGUUUCACCCGAUUGGAUACCUUAAAAUGUCACCAGCGUAUACAUACAGGAGAGAAGCCUUACUUCUGCUCUGAUUGUGGGAAUAGUUUCACCCGAUUGGAUACCUUAAAAUGUCACCAGCGUAUACAUGCAGGAGAGAAGCCUUUCUCCUGCUCUGAUUGUGGAAAUAGUUUUUCUGAUCAGAGCAGCUUAACAACACACCAAUGUAUACAUACAGGAGAGAAGCCUCAUCAGUUCUCUCAGACAAGCUAAGAUUAAAGUCACCAUCACUUCCUUCUCAUCUCAUAAAGGAAGUGGUAACAGUGAAUUUGAUAACAUUUAAGAAAGAGUAAAACUCUAUUGGGAUUCUAUUGUUUCUCACUGUAAGAGAACUGUGCAGAGGAAAGGGCAUGUUAUAGAAUGUUAGCUUUUUGUUAAUUUACUGAUCAGUGUGCACCUUGUCAGUCCUUUUAUUUUAUAAAUUUUUUAGCUUUUACUCUAAAGAUAUUGAGAGUACCUUGAAUUUGCCCUUAGGGUUGAAUGCCCUCUGAGGCUUCUCACAUUGUAACAAUGGAGUCUGAUGGUUGACUGGGUGGUACUGCUUCCCUCUGCAGUUUUCUGUGGGAAUGAGCUGGUAGACACAACAUGUAUCAGAUAGAGAUGAUGUGAUGAUCAGUUUUCACCAUUAGUUUGGGUGGAUAAUUUUUUUACUACUAAGUAACUUUUGUUUAAUGAUACACAUACUUUGAAACGACUACCAGUUUAUUAAAUUGUCUUACACUCAAUGACACUAAUAAAUCUAUUAUUUGGUUAACUGCAUUGAACUUGAUGUGCUAAUUAAAAAUAAAUAUUCUACAUGAAUUUGCUGGUCAAACUUUGGGUUAUCUAUACAGACAAUGCAAUGUUUUUGUUUACUUGAUGUUAUUCAAACUAAUAUAAAUGUUUAUGUAUCUACUCAAUACAUGUCACUACACCUCUACAUGCCAAUUAGCUAGCCCCCAGUAUGUUCUACAAUGCAUACAAAUACUGUUUUGCAGUAUAAAGGAAAUGUUUUCAUAUUUAAAUAAAAGUUAAAUAAAAUAACAUUUAUUUUGUCAAUG